This is a messenger RNA of Ichthyophthirius multifiliis, 628 nucleotides long. RefSeq lists its product as hypothetical. The record is from RefSeq and is a predicted model, not a curated record. The transcript is spliced from 2 exons. NCBI's taxonomy places the organism in Eukaryota, Ciliophora, Oligohymenophorea, Hymenostomatida.
AGUUUUUGUGUAUAAUUUGAUAAAUAAUAAUAGAAUAAGUGUAUAAAAUUUGUUGCUUUUUUGUUAAGAAAUUAUCGAUUUUUUAAUUUUACCACAUAAUAAUAAAGAAUAUAUUAAUGUAUUGAACGAAUUUAAAUAUAAUAAAUAUGUUUUAAAUACUGAGUUUUUUAAUUCAUUUUAAAUUUGUAUUAAUGAGGUUCUUUUUGUUUAAUAGUUUGGUAAUUUACAUAUGUAAGAAAUCGAAAAUAAAAUCGAACUUAUUUAAAUUAUUUAUAAAGUUAAAAAUUCAGUUUUUUAAUAACUACCUAGUGAUUGCAUUUAAAAAAUUAUCGAUAUUUAAUAUGAAAUUAUCAAUGAAUAAGUACAUUAAUAUAGUUAAUUUGAUGUAAAAAAUUUAUAAUAUAUAACAAAUGGAAUUUUAGGAAAUUGCUUUUAAUUAAUUAUUAAUGAUAUUAUUCCAGCUUAUUUAUCUGUAUGGGAUAUUUAAGCGAUGAAAGUCUGGUUUGUUUUAGAUGAUUAUUGGUUUGAGUUAUUAUUGCAUGGUAUUAAGGUUUAUCUCUAAUAGAUUGACUGUAAUAUUGAUUUAGAGUCUUUAAUUAUUGAAAAAAUAUAAGAUUUAUAUCAAUUA